UCUCUACAUUAAUAUUAUACUUAAUAGUAUAUCAACAAUAAUAAAUAUUAAAACUUUUUUUUUGUGAAUCGGUGUAUUAGUAUUUCAUCAAAAAGUGGCGUUGGCAACAUCCUUGCCAACUAGGAAACAAAACCUGAGAACAAAAGAUGAGUCUGUUCUUCUAUUCUACCUGAGUAAACCAGAAGAAAACUGAUACGCCCCUGGGGGGUAUUUUUAUCAAAGUUACGCAGCAAACAAUCAAUCCGACGAUUGAUUGAACUCGAAUCAAGAACAACGCGUUCUUAAUACAAGACUUUGAUUAAUCGAAAAACAAACAUUUGGUUUUGUGCAAGUUGCGACUUGUUUGAGUUUGGUGGAUUCCAAGCUUGUGAGCUUUGUAUCGAUUGAAUAUCCUCUUCAAUCGUGGUCUGGGGGUGAUUCGCCAGCAAUUGUUGAUGAAGAAUCGUCCAAUGUUGUCACAGGAAGCUAUCAUGACCCUCUAAUUUGCCUGGCAAUGUCCGAAUCACAAAUGCCCAAUUUGGGAUUGAAGCUUGGAGGUGCUGGAAAUUUGAAGAUCGACGAAGGCGGGAAACGGGAAAGCGACGAAUUGACGACAGCUGUGAUGAUUCGAGGCUCGGGGUCCCUCCGGAACUUCGAUUCAAGGCCAUCCGCUUCCAAUGGUGACCUUGAAUUAUGCUACAGAUCCUUGACCUCAAAAGCCCCAAAUUCAAGAUCGAAUGACAUUAACCUAGUUCUUCAGACCUGUGUACUUGAGCAGCCCUUUUCAGAUCCUAUUUGGAGCCAAUUUUGUGAACGGUUCGAGCAGAAGAGGAAUCAAGUGUUGAGGGCAACACUUUUUCAAGAGAGGGGGCCUGAUAUGAUCCCAUUAGGAUCGAUAUUCAAGCCAGAACGGAUUGAGAAAGAAGCCAGCUCAACUACGUGCUAUAAUGCUGAAUUUUUGUUGUGUCCUUUAACUGUUUCAGGUUGCCCAGUUUACACGUCCGGAACGUUUUAUUGGCUUGAUGGAAAUCCGAGUUUGAAGGCUUACUGUGAAGAUAAAGUCACGUACUACACCAUGGAGUGCUUCGGAGCUCAAACAAAGACCCAGAGCAUUGUCUUUCAAGGCCCUCAAAAUGGUAUGUCACAACUGGGAAAUGACCAAAAUCUGCCUAAGUCUGGAAACCAGUUUGGGUACCCUACUUUGAAGGUCAAUGCGUGCCGAAUCAGUGGGACUCGAUCCAAAAGGGCUUUGCUACAUCAAUCUACAAGUUUCAUACUACAACGACGGGGCAUUGGAUGACCGGAUCGAAGAUUGGAAGGCCUCGAACGAACCUGCCAAAGAUCGUGUCGAAGCUGAUUUUUUCCUGUCUUUGGAUUCAGCAAUCUCAAUCCUUAUCGGAAAGGGAUCACUAGGCUGUUUUGAGUUUCAAUUCUUUUUCCGAGUUUGUUUGGGUUAAUUCGAGUUGUAAUUCGUCAAGGACUUCCUUAUGAGUUUCUAGGAAUUAGUUCGAGUCUAUUUAAGUCGAAUCUUUCGUUGUAAAUUUCAGUUUUAUGCAUUAUUGAAUACAGAGUUAGCUUUGGU
Messenger RNA from Linum trigynum, 1561 nucleotides. The record is from the annotation of a GenBank genome assembly. NCBI's taxonomy places the organism in Eukaryota, Viridiplantae, Streptophyta, Magnoliopsida, Malpighiales, Linaceae.